AUGGAUCGUUCAGCCUCUGUAUACCACCACCUUUUUGCCUGGGUUCAGAACCAAUGGGAUUUCAGGGAAGUCUCGGCUGCCAGUGCUAUGGGUGGUAGUACUGACCCUCAGCCAGACCAAGAGCACUGCACACAGCUAUGGUUUCUUGACCAGGUUUUUUUCUUUGAGUUUUGCUGCCUGGAUGCUACUGGAAUGAACCAAAACGGCUUUGAUGCCAGGGUUGUUCAUCUCUGCAGCCUACUCUUACAUGUAUUUAACACUGUCACUAUCAAAAUGACUGGUUUAUCCAGUAAGGGGCCCACUCCAAUAGGUUUGCAUGCUAAUUCUUGCAUGGUGAAGAGCAAUCCAUAA
Molecule: messenger RNA, 351 nt
Organism: Serpula lacrymans var. lacrymans S7.9
Lineage: Eukaryota; Fungi; Basidiomycota; Agaricomycetes; Boletales; Serpulaceae
Exons: 5
Coding region: 1-351 (116 amino acids)
Source: RefSeq, a predicted model, not a curated record